AAGUGCUGUACCCGUCUCGGCAGAUAAGAAGGGCCCCAGCAGUGGUCGCAGUCUGUAUUGGGUUUGUUCACUUGGUUGUCCGGCCUUCCACACGCUUCCUAAAAAAAUGCGGGGGUACAUUGUUUUGUGCUGCUUGUUCGUGACUGCUGCUGCAAUUACGCAUCAAGAGCUCAUCGGCGCAGAGUGGUCAGCAUUCAAGGCAUUACAUGGAAAGGACUAUGCGUCUGACACAGAAGAAUACUACAGGCUCAAGAUCUACAUGGAAAACAGGCUGAAGAUUGCGCGGCACAACGAAAAGUAUGCCAAAAGCCAGGUCUCGUACAAGCUUGCCAUGAAUGAAUUUGGAGACUUGCUACACCACGAGUUCGUCAGCACACGCAACGGCUUCAAGCGCAACUACAGGGACUCUCCACGAGAAGGCAGCUUCUUCAUCGAGCCUGAGGGCUUUGAGGAUUUGCACCUGCCCAAGACUGUCGACUGGAGGAAGAAAGGCGCUGUGACCCCUGUCAAGAACCAGGGACAGUGCGGAUCUUGCUGGGCCUUCAGCACCACGGGAUCCCUGGAGGGCCAGCACUUCCGCAAGACGCGCAAGCUUGUGUCGCUCAGUGAGCAGAACCUGGUCGACUGCUCCAGAAGCUUCGGCAACAACGGCUGCGAGGGUGGUCUCAUGGACAAUGCUUUCAAGUACAUCAAGUCCAACAAGGGCAUUGACACAGAGUGGAGCUACCCUUACAAUGCCACGGACGGUGUUUGCCACUUCAACAGGAGCGAUGUGGGUGCCACAGACACUGGUUUCGUCGACAUACCAGAAGGGGACGAGAACAAGCUGAAGAAGGCCGUGGCUACGGUUGGACCCGUCUCGGUUGCCAUCGACGCCAGCCACGAGUCAUUCCAGUUCUACUCGGAAGGUGAAAUCUCCGCCCCUCUCUCAGCUUUGUUUCUGGUUACUCUGGGGCUAUUAAUGGGCCCCUAAACCACCCAGAGGUCG
Molecule: messenger RNA, 988 nt
Organism: Rhipicephalus sanguineus (brown dog tick)
Lineage: Eukaryota; Metazoa; Arthropoda; Arachnida; Ixodida; Ixodidae
Product: cathepsin L-like
Exons: 6
Coding region: 107-973 (288 amino acids)
Biological process (GO): immune response
Cellular component (GO): lysosome
Molecular function (GO): cysteine-type endopeptidase activity
Source: RefSeq, a predicted model, not a curated record